UGUGUGGGCGGGGCUAGCGUGUGGCUGUACCGGUAGCGUUAGCGGAGCUGCAGGAGCUGCAGGAUAAACCCGGUUAAAGCGGUAAAUAAUCGAUUAUAAAGUGAUAUUUUAUAUUAAAUGAUGAUGGAGAACAGUUAUUUACUGUUAGCCGGAAAUGUGGUGUUUGUUCCGGUUCUGGUUCAGCUGAACUCCGCUGAGGAGAAUGUGCAGAUAAAGGCUAAUCCUACAUCAGAUGCUGGAGGGACAUCAAGUGCUGUGGAUCAACAGGAUGGAGGAAUCCAAAAUGAGCCCGGAUCAUUAAACAUAGCAUACUGUGUGAAGAAGGAGACUGAGGAGGAGGAGCUGCCAAAUCUCCAAAAUGGGCUGAAAGUUAAAGAGGAAGAGGAAGAACUGAACGAUGAUGACUAUUUCUACUGUGAGGAGUGUAAAUCUUAUUUCAGAAAUGAGUGUGCGGUUCACGGUCCGGUCGUCUUCAUCGCUGAUACUCCUAUUCCCAUGGGGAUCGUUGAUCGCUGCAGGAAAACCCUCCCUCCUGGUUUGGAGGUUCGGAGUUCUGGUAUUCCUGGGUCGGGUCUGGGAGUGUUUAACCAGGGCGAGACGAUUCCUCUCGGUGCUCAUUUUGGACCCUACCAGGGAGACUUAGUCGACAAGGAGAGAGCCAUGAAAAGCAGCUACUCUUGGGUGAUAACUAAAAAAGGCCAGGAUGCUGGAUACAUAGAUUCCAAGAGAGAGACCCACGCUAACUGGAUGAGGUUUGUGCGUCAUGCUCGUAAUGUUGAAGAGCAGAAUCUGGUGGCGUUUCAGCAUCAGGGGAGGAUUCUGUAUCGAUGCUGUCGCCCCAUCAAACUGGGACAGGAGCUCCUGAUGUGGUACGCAGAGGAGUACGCCAAAAAUGCCGGCAUCACGUUCGACUUCCUGUGGAACCAAAAAUGCCCCAAAAAAGAAGCGAGUGAUGAUUUAAGUGAAGUAUUUUCCUGCUCCUUGUGUCACCUCUCCUACACGUCUCAAAUCUUCUUUUACCGACACCUCAAGAGAUGCCACCAGGAGGAGUAUUACAAAAGGCUGAAAUCGGGGGAGAUUAAACCUGAGAUCUCCAGUCCUCUGCAGACGUCCUCCACUGAUAAGUCUCACUGGCGCAUGCGGAGAGACCCGAGCCAGGAGAGGAACCACCACUGCUCCGAGUGCGGGAGGAGUUUUAUGGACAGGGCUCAUCUCCAGCUCCACCGGCGCCUCCACACAGGAGAGAAACCUUAUCGCUGCUCGGACUGCGGAAGAACCUUCACUCAGGGCAGCCAUCUCAACAUACACAAGCGCAUUCACACGGGGGAGAAGCCGUAUCAGUGCUCGGAGUGCGGGAAGUGCUUCGCUCGGAAGAGCAACCUCCAGCAGCACCAGCACACUCACACGGGCUACAAACCGCACCGCUGCACCGAGUGCGGGAAGGGAUUCACCGAACGCAGCAAACUCCAGAUACACCAGCUCUCUCACACCGGAGAGAAACCGUUCAAGUGCUCAGACUGCGGGAAGAGCUUCACCCGCCAGUGCCGUCUCCAAACGCACCAGCGGACGCACACCGGGGAGAAGCCGUACUACUGCGCAGAGUGCGGGAAGAGCUUCAGUAGCCACGGUCAGUUCAAACUCCACCACCGGAUCCACACCGGAGAGAAACCCUACACCUGCCCGGACUGCGGCAAGAGCUUCACCUACGCCAUGGCCCUCAAAAUCCACCGGCGCGUUCACACCGGAGAGAAACCGUACGAAUGCCUGGAGUGCGGCAAGAAGUACGGCAGGCAGAGCAGCUUCCUCACCCACCAGCGGACCCACGCCGCCGAGAAACCGUACAAGUGCUCCGAGUGCGGGAAGGGCUUCACUCAGAAGACCAACCUCCACCUCCACCAGCGCAUUCACACCGGAGAGAAGCCGCACGUCUGCCCUCAGUGUGGAAUGGGUUUCAGUCAGAGCGGGCAUCUCUUCCUGCACCAGCGCGUUCACACCGGAGAGAAACCGCACCACUGCUCAGAGUGUGAACGGAGCUUCAGGGACUCCGGUGCUUUAAAGAGGCACAAGUGCACCAUCAAAGAGGACACUCCUGAAGUUCAGAACCAAACUGAAUGAUGGACAGAUCAUUUUAACAUUUCUUUUGACACAUAGCAAACUUUUUUUAAACAGAAAGACUGUGUGACGUAGCUCCGGCAGCUGAUGGCAAGCUGCAUGACCGGGAUUCGAACCAGUGGUCUCACGAUCAUAGUGACCGUGCUUUUAGCCCAGUUUUUCAUUGAUCUCCAACAAAAACAUCUGCUAGGGGCAGUAGUGGUUUUAUUGAUAUGGCUGAUUAGUAUAUAGCAUGCUAAUACUAAUAAUACUUUGACAGAAUUCUCUCUAAAGUCUUAUAUUUGAUGAAUCUCUAAUGUUUAUGUCUGAUAAUGGCUUUAAACUGAAUUCACAUCACUACAUUUUUGGUGUGUGCUGAACCUAAUGAUUAUAAUAGUGAUAUAAAAUGAUCCUGCUGUAGUUAAUAUUUUGUGUUAAUGUGAAUAUGUAUUUUAUAUAUUUUAUAAGCUUUUAGUGUGUAAAUCAAGUUUGGGAUCAUGGUGAUUGUUUCUGCAAUAAUGGCACAAAUGGAAUCCAUUUAAACUCCACCACACCACCGUUUUAUGUUUUAGUUUUUUAUACUUUGAAAAGUCUGCAAAUAAAAAAAGAUGAAAUGUA
This is a messenger RNA of Astyanax mexicanus (Mexican tetra), 2709 nucleotides long. Its product is annotated as histone-lysine N-methyltransferase PRDM9. The coding region runs from base 118 to 2115 and encodes 665 amino acids. NCBI's taxonomy places the organism in Eukaryota, Metazoa, Chordata, Actinopteri, Characiformes, Acestrorhamphidae. The transcript has 7 exons. The record is from RefSeq and is a predicted model, not a curated record. Gene Ontology annotation, cellular component: nucleus. Gene Ontology annotation, molecular function: protein binding; histone methyltransferase activity.